AUGUCGAAAGAAGAGGGGACCGAGUCAAAUGCGUCCUCCCGAGAAUCCACCCCGGCCUCCGACGCCCAACCAAAUACUUCCAAGUCCAGCUCGGCGAGGAAAGCGAACAAGGUAUCGAAGCCACGCUUGACAGCGUCUCAGAAGAAUUUCAACCACAAAGACGCUGAAAACAAGCGACGCACCGCCAUCCGUGAGCGUUUUACAGAACUCUCUCAUCUCGUCCCGGGAGCUCUCGGGCAUGAGAGAAGCGAGCAAGUCAUGCUGGGGAAAACCACUGAAUUUUUGAGAAACAUCAUCCUGGAACAACGUAGGCUCGAAGAACUGGCUCAAAAGCAAGGCCUCACAAUCGAUGACAGCGAGCGGCUCAGGGAAGAUGAUUUUGGUGGACCUAAGUGGAGGGCGAAGAACAUGGAGCAGUAUGAGGCCGGUAAGCAGAAGAAAGAAACUGGCGACUCCCAACAGGCAGGCUAUCAAGGGGAAGAUGAGAAUGAUUAG
Molecule: messenger RNA, 495 nt
Organism: Cladophialophora immunda
Lineage: Eukaryota; Fungi; Ascomycota; Eurotiomycetes; Chaetothyriales; Herpotrichiellaceae
Exons: 1
Coding region: 1-495 (164 amino acids)
Molecular function (GO): protein dimerization activity
Source: RefSeq, a predicted model, not a curated record